GUUUAAACUGAAAUCAUGCCAUUUCUCUUUUUUGCAGUUCUCUCCAGUGACGAUGAAGACAGUCUUUCAUGAGAAGAGGGAGGUGGAGAAGCAGGCGUCUGUAGAGGAAGAAGUCAGCAAAAAGGAGGCUUUAGAGAGAUAUGAGAAUUGUAGGAGGUCUCUGACAGCCCAGCUGGCCAAAAUUGAGCAGAGCAUCAAGGACGUCCCCUCUGACUCUGUCUCUCUGAAAGGCCUGCAUUCACGGCUCCAGGAAAUACAGUUCUUGAGGCAGGAGACAGAGUCUCUGUGGUCUGAGUAUGCAAACCAGUGUUCCCAGUUGAGCGGGAAUUCUGGUCUGGAGCAGCAGAAGGCAGAUAUGCAGGAUCAAUGGCGCGGCCAGCAGUCCAAACUCCAGCGGAGGGGCAGCUCGCUGGGUGCCGCCCUCAGACAGAUCGACUCCACCGAGAACCACAUGGUGGACUUCACAGACCGCCUGGACCGCUACCUGAGGCAGCCCAAAGACAUCACCGUCUUCACACCGGCCAACAGCAACAUACUCAAAGACAUCAAGGAACUGGAUGACAACAUCCAGAGCGAGCUGGACCAGCUGUCCCGUCUGGACCCUGAGUCCAGCGAUCUGGACCCCAGAGACUGCUUCCCUCUGUCCCGGGAGGUGGAGACUCACAGAAGCAGCCUGGAUCAGCUUCGACAGCAGGUCCGGAAGAGCGAAGCUGCCGCCCGCGCCCUCGACCGCUUCCUCAUGUCUCUGCGUACCGUGGACGAAGACAUCUCUGGAGUGCAAGGCGCCCCCUGCAGUGACACUGUGAUCCUGCAGGACUGUCGCUCCAAGCUGGCUCAGAUCCGGCAGAGCGUGGACAGUCUGAAAGAGAAGGCGCCUCAGCUGGAUGCGCUCCUGCAGGGGGCCAGGCUGACGGUCACCAGGGAUGGCGUCCCGGCCUCCUGUCUGGACAUGGUGACCACUCUACUCAGGAAGCUGGAGGAGGCGGACGGUGGACUUGCCAGCCAGCAGAAAGGGCUGCAGAAGGAGACACAGAGCAGAUCUCUGGGCCUGAGGAAGAGGACCCUGCUGGGGGAUCUGAGGAAACUGAGGGAGACCAUUGAGGCACGGGGCCUGAAGGAGCCCACCAUGCCGGCUGUGCAACACAGGCUUCGGGCCCUGUCAGAUCUUGAGGGUCAGAUGCAGGCUGUGCAGGCAGAGCUACAGAACCUCCAUGAACUUCAAGAUCAACAGGGAGGAGGAGAGGAUCUCCUUCAAGAGCUGGACACUCAGUGGACAGAUACUCUGAGAGCUUAUAAUGACAGGAAGAAGCAGUGCAGCAUCCUGCUGGAGCUUCUGAAGAAGUUCCAGGCCUGCCGCAGUCGGCUGAGCAGCACCAUGCAGAAGGCUGAGCAGACCAUCAGCGAACAGGCCUCCUACCUGGGCAAGGAAAACCUGCAGAGAAGCAUCACCAUGGUCUCUAGCAUCAAGGAGGGGCUCGGUGGGGUUGGGGAGCGAAUGGAGGAGAUGAGGGCUGUUUGCAGACAGCUGCAGUCCCAACUAAAGAACUUCCCAGACUGCAGUGAGACCCCCUUCGAAGCUGAGGCGGACACACUCAUGGACAACUGGCUGGAUGUGACCGAGAAGACAGAUGCCUACAUGGAUAACCUGCAGGUGGGGCAGGAGCUAUGGGAGAAGCAGCUGAUGCUGGGAGGAGAGGUGGAGAGCUGGGCUGGGGCCAAACUGGCCCUGUUCGCAGAGAGCCAUCCCUUCCACAACGAGCAACAAGUGCUUGCCAUGAGGGAUGAAAUCCACGCUAAUGAGGAGAACAUUGAGCACUUCCACAAGAAGUCUGUAGAGAUCCAGGAGAUGCUGCAGGGUAAGGAAGCACCACUGGAGCUGCAGGUGAUGGAAACCCAGCUGAAGAAGAGGAUGGAGCAGGUGAAGGAGCUGUUUGCCGACUGCACCGACGUCUUUGAGGAACUGGUUGCUGUGAAGAAACACCUCUCUGAGAGGGUGGAGGAGUGCCAGUCAGCUGUGGAGGGCAUCCAGUGCUCCCUCAGCAUUGUGAACGCGUCACAACCAAACGCCGAAGAACAGAUACAGCGUCUGUGUGACGACCUUGAGUCUCAGGAGGAGCAGGCGGAGGCGGCUCUGAAGGAGGUGGGCCUGGUGUCCAGUGUGGCCAGCCCUCAGGUUCUGGAGGGGCUGUCUGUGGACUGCAGCCGGCUGAAGGAGGCCAUCGCCCGCACCCGGGACAUGAUCCACCUGAAGAGAGAGGAGCGGGACAAAGGCCUGCUCAAGGUCAUUGAAGUUGAAAAGCAGUUGUUCGGGGAAUGGUUCCAGAACUUGCAGCUGUCCGUCAAUGAAUGCUUCGAGCACCCAGAGAGCAGAGCAGAUGUGGAGACGUUCCUGGAAAGACUCGCUAGCUUCUUGAAGUCCAAGGAUUCAGAGAGGCGUCUAGAGCAGCUGAAGGACCAGCGUGAGAGAGGCAGCCAGCAGCUUCCUCCCCAGCAGCUCUCUGAGUUCUCUGAUUGGCUGAAGGAGCAGCAGAAGGAGGUGGCCACUUUCAGAACGCACUGCCAGAACCGGCAGGAACAAUUGGAGCCGCUCCUCAAUGACCUGAACAGUCUGCAGAAGCAACACGACAGCUUCCGUGAGUGGCUGCAGUACAAAGAAAAACAUGCUGUGGAGUCGGACAAAAUCAAACCUUUCCUUAAAGACCUUCAAGAUGAGAGUGUCAGAGCUGAGACCCUCGCUGAGCUUUUAACAUCCAUACGCAAACAAGGCGUCCGAGCUGAGAGCCUCCUGAAGGACAGUGAUAACCUGAUCCAGCGCUACAGAAACCUGGUAGCCAAGCUGCAAAAACAGACAGAGGCUCAGGGCAUCCUGCAGGGGAAACUGGUAGAGUUUAACACCCAGGCCAAGAGCACCAGGAGCUGGAUCACUGACCUCGUGAAGCCCCUCUCCUCUCCUGGCUCACAGGCAGAGGAUCUGAAGCACAGAGCACAGGCCAUCCUGACCUCCAAGCCCGAGGGAGACUCUAAAGUGAACGACCUGAGAAGACAUGGGGAAACUCUGUGUGGGCAGGAGGACCUGGAUAAAGGCAGGAAACAGGAAGUCCAGCAGACUGUCAAAGAAACAGAGGAGCAGUGGAGAGCGGGACUGCAGACCGCUGAGGAGAAUCUCAACCAGGCGGAAAAACAAGCUGUGCUAGAGAAGGACUUGGAUGCUGUUAAAACCCAGAGUGAAAAUGUGCAGUCCUGGAUCAGAGACAAGCAGCAGAACCUGCAGUCGCUUGGUGGGUGCAUGCAGGUUGAAGAAAAACUCCAAGUUGCAAAAGCUACUCUGAGCUCCAAACCUGAUGGAGAAUCAAAGCUCGGGGAUCUGAAGCGACAGUGCCAGAAUCUGUGUGAGAAACAGGGCUUGGACGAGAGCAGACGACGGGAGGUUCAGGAUGCAGUGAGACAGACGGAGGAGCAGUGGAGGAAAGUCCUACAGGCUGCAGAGGAGGGUCUCACCAAGGCCGAGUCUGAAGCUGCCACUGGAAAGGACUUCGAUGCUUUCAAAACCCGAAACGAAAGCAUCCAGUCCUGGAUCAAAGAGCAGAAGCAGAAGCUGCUGUCCCUCGCGAGUCAAAUGCCGUUUGAAGAGCGACUGCAGGUCGCACAGGCUGUUAUAAACUCCAAACCUGAGGGAGAGUCCAAGCUGCUCAACCUGAAGACACAAGCCAAAGCUCUGUGUGAGCAUCUGGAGGAGAGCAGGAAGGCAGAGGUUCAGCAGUUGGCGAAAGACUCAGAGCAGCAGUGGAGGAACGUUUUGCAGGCCGCCCGGCAGGCAGAGCUCCGCAGUCUGACAGACGACUUUGAUACUCAGAGUAAAAACACUCAGUCCUGGAUCAGAGAGCGGCAGCAGAAGCUCCAGUCUGUGGGAGCUCACACUCCACCUGACGAGAGAUGUCACACAGCGCAGGACAUCUUGAGCUCCAAACCCGACGGCGACUGUACGGUCAACAACCUGAGGAGGCGGGGCCAGGGUCUGUGUGACCAUCCGGACGCAGACCAGGGCAGGAAGGUCCACGUUCAGAAGACGAUCAGAGACACAGAGGAGCAGUGGAGGACCGUCAUGCAGGCGGCCAAACAGGUGGAGGCUGCUGCGGGAGCCGAGAUCUCAGAGAAGACUGAGAAGAGAACGCUGGAGUUGAAAGGAUUCGAAACCCAGCAGCAGGACACUGUCCGCUGGUUCACAGACCUCCAACAACAACUGGACUCCCUGAAGAGCCAAACCAAACCCAAGGACCGAAUGCAAUCUGCCCAGGCCAUUAUCAGCUCUAAGACCAAAGGAGACUCGAUGCUCCAGGAGCUCAAGAGACAAAGUCAGAUCCUGUGUGGUCAGGACCUUGAGGAACCUAGAAAACAGGAGGUCCAGCAGAAAGUAAAGAGUGCUGAGGAGCAGUGGGCCAAAGUCCUGCAGAGCGCCAAGCAGGCCCAGGAUCAGGCUGAGAAGCAGUGUGCUCUGGAGGGAGAGCUGAAGGAGUAUGAAGCUCUGAAGGAAGACACCAAAGCCUGGCUGGAAGAGAAGCAGAAGAGCCUCGUCUCUCUGGACGUUCAGACGGAUCCAGAAAUGACAAUUACCACUGCACAGACUAUCCUGAGCUGUAAGCCUGAGGGAGACUCCAAGCUGACUAAGCUGAGGAAAACGGAGCCAGAGUCUGUCAGAUCAGGAGGAUCUGGAGGAGACGUUGAAACAAGAGGCUAAGCAGACGGUGAAGGAGUCGGAGGAGCAGUGGAGGACAGUGCUGCAGACCGCCGAGAACACUCUGAAGAAAGCCGAGGUCCAUUACUCGCUCUCCAGGGAACUGGAGGCCUUCCGCAGCAAA
Messenger RNA from Eleginops maclovinus (Patagonian blennie), 4856 nucleotides. RefSeq names its product nesprin-2-like. The record is from RefSeq and is a predicted model, not a curated record. NCBI's taxonomy places the organism in Eukaryota, Metazoa, Chordata, Actinopteri, Perciformes, Eleginopidae. Gene Ontology annotation, biological process: nuclear migration; nucleus organization; cytoskeleton organization. Gene Ontology annotation, molecular function: kinesin binding. Gene Ontology annotation, cellular component: nuclear envelope; perinuclear region of cytoplasm. The transcript is spliced from 22 exons. The coding region runs from base 53 to 4735 and encodes 1560 amino acids.